Messenger RNA from Triticum turgidum subsp. durum (durum wheat), 660 nucleotides. Lineage: Eukaryota; Viridiplantae; Streptophyta; Magnoliopsida; Poales; Poaceae. The record is from the annotation of a GenBank genome assembly.
AUGGAGCGACAGGAUCUGGGUGCAUGGCUUGGCCUAGCAACAGGCGGCGGCGCCGUGUGGCACACCCACGACGGCGAGCGGCGGCCUAAUCAUCCUGUCCGGCUCGACGAGCUGUUCCCGCAGCACGGCAAAGAAGAGCGUGAUCAAGACGAACAAAAGACGGGAGGGAAAGGUGCAAGGAGGAAGAUGAAGGUCGCCGAUGACGAGGGCCGAUCGUCCUCGUCGAACGGUCCGUGUCUGAGCGAUGGCGGUGGCAGCGAUGGUGGCGGCGGCGGGGGCAGGAGGAAGAAGCACCGGCUCACCAAGGAGCAGUGCGCCCUGCUGGAAGGCAGCUUCCGUGCCCACAACAUACUUUCUCAUGUUCAGAAGCAGGAGCUGGCACGGCAGCUGAAUCUGAGCUCGAGGCAGGUGGAAGUAUGGUUCCAAAAUAGAAGAGCCAGGACAAAGCUGAAGCAGACGGAGGUGGACUGCGAGUUCCUGAGGCGGUGGUGCGAGAGCCUGACCCACGAGAACCAGCGGCUGAAGCACGAGCUCCUGGAGCUGCAGCGGUCGGCGGCGCCGCCGGUGGCAGCCGGCUCGAAGCUCUUUGCCCAGCUCCCCAGGGCGGCGGCCAUCAUGAACUUAUGCCCGUCCUGCGAGAAGGUCGCCGUGAAUAAUUAG